Molecule: messenger RNA, 2736 nt
Organism: Caenorhabditis remanei
Lineage: Eukaryota; Metazoa; Nematoda; Chromadorea; Rhabditida; Rhabditidae
Exons: 11
Coding region: 1-2736 (911 amino acids)
Source: RefSeq, a predicted model, not a curated record
AUGUCUGCGACGGCGACUAUCAGUCCGCCAGCUCGUGAACUCAGGACUUCUGCAAUAUGUGGAUAUUUGCAUCGGAUCGAAGUUCGUUCGAUUGGUUUGAUAACUCGUCGUCGCUACUGGUUCGCUCUCUGUGACUCGACUCCUUACCUCUAUUGGUACAAAGAUUCAGAUGACAUCAAAUGCAUUGGAAGGGUCUCAUUGAGUGGUGCAGCAUUCACAUAUGAUCCCAAAGAAAAAGGACGAUUUGAAAUUCACUCCAACAACGAAGUUAUUGUGUUAGAAUGUAGUUCGGACAAGCAACGGAAUGAAUGGAUGAGGGCUCUUCAAAGUACAAGAAAAAGAAGUUGGAAAACAACAAAAUCGCAAUCAGAUUCAAGUCUAGAUAUAUCUUCGUUGACUGGCAGAAACUCUUCGGCUGUUCUCGAAGAAUACUCGUCUCCGUCUCCGGUCCCUCCACCUAGAAGUCCAAAACCAAAGAAGAGAACUCAGUUUGCAACCGAAAAUCUGUCAGAAUCAGCAGAAAGUUUGAAUAGUUCGGAGAAUACUCAAAGUAUGACUGAAGAACUUUGUGAGGUGACAGAAGAGGUUGAAGAACCACCAACACCAACAGAGGAAUCUUCGACUGAGUGGUAUUUGAAUCCCAACGGACAAUUGAAUGAGAGAUCUCUUCAAAUGCCAAAAACGAUAGAAAGUCCAGAAAGUGUGCUUAAACGACUAGCUGAUCAUAGCAUUGAAGCUCCGUUUCGUGCGAUACGAAGAAAUCUUUCGAGUUGGAGAGGCAGUCGUCAGAAUACGGUAGAUGAACCAGUAGUUGGUAGUCGGAAAGGAACAGUGUCUUCAGUGGAUCUUUCACCAGAAGAAAAAGUUAUUGAACUGUCAGACAAGGUUUCAAGUCUCGAAGAAGUCGUCGAUUCGCUUAGAGCAGCUUUAUUGCUUGCCCAGAGGAAUAAUGAAGCAUUAAAGAAAAUAGAGGAUAUGGGGGAGAAUAACGAGGAGAUGCGUGAGUAUCUUCUCGAAAAAGAGCGUCAAGUCACCGAACUUCACAUUUCGAACAGUAUGAAUGCGCGCCGUGUACGGGAUCUUGAAGAUCAAAAUUUGAAGUUAGAAGAUACGAUAAAUGAUCUACAACAAUCCGUGGAAGCAUUCCGAGAAUCACUUCGAACUAAAGAAGAACUGAUACUUCGAAUGUGUGAAGAGGACCAUCGGGAAGAUCUUUUGGGAUCAAUUUCUGAAAGAAGUUUGAAUGUAUCGACUGAUGCGAAUGGUAUUGUAUCUGAUGUUGAAGUUCCUGAAGGAAUUCUUGUUGACGUGUCAUCGGUGGAUUGUGAAGAAGCCACUCGCAGAGUUCUGGACGAAGAAAAUGUUCGUGAUAUCGGUGAACUCCAGGAUCUCGUGGAUGGUUACCGUACCCAGAAUCAAUUCUUGAAUGCUGAAAUUGUUGAAUUACAUGCUAUCAUUCAGUCUUUAGAAACUCGCGAAAAGAAGCUGAUUCGGCAGAAUUUCGAUCUUGAAGCUUGUUACUAUCAGCUGAAGAGUAGAUAUCUGAUGGUGUUGAACCAUUUCAAGUCCCCAACGAAACCUGGUAAAAUAAUGGAACCUGGCGUUCUAAAAGAACUUCUGGAAGAAUCCGCCCGGACACCUCGUGAAUCGCAACAAAAUUUGACUGAUCAACUUGGUUUUUAUAACAAAGACGAGUUCUCUACAAGCGAUGAUCUACUGGAUACUGCGUCAUUCUAUAUGAAGAAAGCCGGAGAUAUUGUGGAAGCAACGAAACUGGAACAAUCGGAAGAAUACAUGAAAUGGCUGCAAUCUUGGGAUUCGUUCCUUGUGAACAAUACAGUUUCUCGUCCCGUCGGAAUCAUGUCAUCACCAGAUCUGAAGACUUUGAUUCGGACUGGAGUUCCGCCAGCAUAUAGAGGGCGUGUAUGGAAAAGUAUUGUGACUCAUUGGGUGAAAGAUAAGCAAGCAGAGCUAGGCAACGGAUAUUAUCAGAGUAUGCUGAAGAAAGCUGGAACAAAAAAACAAGAUGGAAGUUACGACGCUGCAAUAAAACAGAUCGACUUGGAUCUUGCUCGUACACUUCCAACGAAUAAGCUAUUCGAUGAACCGGAUUCUGCGAACAUUGAAAAGCUACGAAACGUUCUUUACGCCUUCAGAUACCAUAAUUCGCACGUCGGUUACUGUCAAGGACUCAAUCGUCUUGCAGCAAUAGCCCUUCUUUAUUUAGAUGAACAAGAUGCAUUUUGGUUUUUAGUGGCGUGUGUUGAACAUCUUCAACCUGAAGGAUACUACACAAGUUCGUUGAUAGGAGCAGUUGCCGAUCAGAAAGUUUUGCGAGAUUUGGUGGCUGAGAAACUUCCGAAGUUAGCUGCCCAUUUGAGAUCACUGGAAGUCGAUUUAUCACUUUUCGCUCUUUGCUGGUUCUUGACGUGUUUCGUAGACGUUUUGCCACAUUCGAUAUACUUGACAAUAUUCGACGCAUUCCUCUACGAAGGAAACAAAGUUCUGUUUCGAUUCGCUCUGGCAUUACUGAAAAUUUGUGAGCCGCACGUUCUUCAGUGUAAAACUAUUGGAACAGUUCAUCAAUGUCUCAGCAAAGCACAAGACCACAUAACUGAUUUCAAAUCACUGGCUCAAGUUGCAUUCAACGAGAUGAACCCGUUCCCACAGAAAGCGAUUGAAACGAAGAGACAGUUGUACGUGACGCAGUUGAAAGACUCUGGUCAUUGCAUGUAA